AUGGCUCCGACAGGAGGGCCCAAAAAACGCAUGGACAUGAUUUUUGAGUCUUUGUCGAAAGGUUACAAAUCUUUUGUCAUGUACUAUUUGGGAGAAGUACAACGACUCCGUCUCGAGGCUACUGGAGCUGAUCCAAUUCACUUGAAAGAAUUAAAUGAUGAGCUCUACCGUGCUGAAGAAUGUUUGCAGUUGUACGAAGCUCAUAAUCAACGACUAACGAAGCUUUACGAGAAGUAUAAAUCCGGAGUAUUCAGUAAAAUGAAAGAGAAAUCAUCCAGUAUCACUGAUCUUCGAGCAGCGUUCACCGGCAAGACAGUUGAUCGUGCAUCGGCUGCCGUUGAAAUGGAAUUGCAGAAUAUGAUGGGUCGAAUCGUAGUAGAUGUCAAAGCCAUUGUGGGCUUCGCUCGAAUAGCGACGGGUGAUGUGUUCGAGGUGACUGUGCGACAUGGCGAUCAAAAAUGGCGCACCAAGGGGAGGACACAGCCGGAUCGCUCACAGCGUUGGGAAAAGUCACAAGUAAUUCUUCAAUGCCAACCUGAAGCCCUAAUUGAAGUUAAGGUUGCUGAGGUACGCAUGUUCAAGACGAAGCUGUUGUCGGAGCGGUCUUUUGAGCUUUGUGACCUGUUUUCUUCCGAGCCGCAGCUUGUGACUGUGAACCUGAAUCAGAUAGGAACCAUCAAGUUGCAAAUGGCGAUGAAAGAACAAUGGCGCUCAUCUACGACUUUGCUUGACAGUAUCUAUCAGGACAUCAGCAAAACGAUACCAACGGUUGAGGCGCGGUCUCAUGCUCGAUAUGUAACGCGGUCGUCAUUAUUUCAUACUCCGAGCACGGCUAGUGAAGAACUUGACGAUAAUGUUCUUAUGAACAGCGAUCUGCACUCCGAAAACGACAGCGGUAUUGACUCGCUACGGCAAAAUUAUUCUCCGUUUGUGAACGACGGCACUCGAAAGAAAUUCACUGAAAACGGCGGACGUAAGGAUAACAGACGUGUCAAGCAGGUGAAAGAGCGUCGAAAGUCGCUGGGAGCUGUGUUGGAUUCAUCAGAUUUGGAGCACAUAUACUUGGAGAGUGAUCGCUUUUGGGAAAUUGCUGAAGAUGACACAAAAGUUACCGCAACUGGAAAUCCUGAAAUUGACAUGUGCUUGCGGUACCACCUCUCUAGAGUGAUCAGAUGUCUGCAGAUUUUGGAGAGCAUCGCACCCGAUUGCCCACUGGUCUAUAAAUACAGUGAUACAUUGAAGAAAUUGGAGCUAGAGUCUGUGACAUUGGAUCGGUUAUUACGGCUAACGAAAACGAUACCAGCCGUCCCUAAUGUUGCCAGCGUAUUAUCGGAAAUGGAUGCGGCUUCGUCAUUGCAAGAAAUCUGGAUGUCUGCCUGUUAUCCGCUUCACUCCCAGCUGGUCGUACCGAAGGAUGACCUUCGAACUCAAGUGAAGCUCAACAUUGCCCACAUCGUCGAACAGAACUACCCACACCUUGUGAAUAGAGUUGCUGACUCGAUUAUAAGGCUGCUGGCCGAUUGCGUCCAGGAUGAUACCAAAAUCGUCACCGUUUUUCACUUUGUUGGCAUUUUCGAAGGGCGACAAUUUGAACCGUACAUCGAGAAUCUUGGGCAUGAUGCAUGGAUGAUAUCGCUGCUUUCAAGUGGACAAGCCUCACGGAUCCUUCAGGUUGCUGAUCGUCUUUCUCGUAUUCCUAUAGUACCUCCUAUUGAGAGUCUGAAGCAAAUAGGAAUGAUCUUGGCUGAUGGCGAGGAGCAGAACCGAAAGAUUUUAGAGAGGUAUCUAUUGUCGGCAAGAGGCCAGCUGCUCUCAGAUCUUACUUCAUCAUAUUUGUGUCUGUUGGAAUCGGACGAAGAGCUUGCACGGCUUGGAGCUCUACGAGCGCUCUCCGUUAUUGGCAAGCUACGCAACAUCAGACAACUACGUUACAUCUUGGAACACGAUACGUCUGAGAAAGUGAAACGUGAAGCUGGCCGACUGUUGAAACGACUCGACUCUAAGGAUGUGCCUUCUGACGAGCAAAUUACUAGGAUAUGA
This is a messenger RNA of Haemonchus placei, 2040 nucleotides long. The record is from the annotation of a GenBank genome assembly. Lineage: Eukaryota; Metazoa; Nematoda; Chromadorea; Rhabditida; Trichostrongylidae.